AUGGUGGCAUCCGCACAUUGCCUUCAAAGGGACGGUGAACAGAAUGCAUGGACAGAUGCUGCGGAGUUCGAUUCCUCAAUCCGAUGGGCUCGAGUGUCAGAUCCCGACCUAAAGUCGUAUAUUUUAGACAAAAGACAGCAAACGUUUCGAGCUGAUUCCGAGCUACGGGAAGUUGAGUUUACUGUUGGUGGCGAAGCGUGGAUUAGUACCCGCAAUCUCCCGGAUGUGUCCAUCUGCUCUAAGCUUGGGCACCGUUACUGCGGACCAAUUUUGAUAGUCUAUCAGGUUCGCAAGGUUGCCGACAGCGGUGCCGCAUCAGCCACCUACGGAGUGGACUACACUGUGACAGAUAAGAGUGAGGGUGACUCCCUUUUGUAUCUCCUUAGAGAACGCGGCAAGCCAGAGGACCACGCCACCUGGAAGCAGACUCAGCCUUACAAAUUGCCGGCUUCCCUCCUCGCCUGGCAGCGUAACAACUCAAGCGACCCCGACAGAAAACUUGCAGUUGACCCCGCUGAUAGAGCACCCGACGGUCGCCAGGGGGCGAAGGCUGCUUGCAAGACGAAUGAAAGUGUAGUGCAGAACAAUACAGUAGCAAGGUUUGAGCAAAGAAAUAAAGACAUAAACGGAUACUUCCAAACAGAAAAAGUGUCAAAAAAUUAA
Messenger RNA from Cyclospora cayetanensis, 663 nucleotides. RefSeq lists its product as uncharacterized. Lineage: Eukaryota; Apicomplexa; Conoidasida; Eucoccidiorida; Eimeriidae. The transcript has 4 exons. Bases 1 to 663 code for a protein of 220 amino acids. The record is from RefSeq and is a predicted model, not a curated record.